Cloeon dipterum is the source of this 696-nucleotide messenger RNA. It is a transcript of the gene Trs33, whose product is annotated as trafficking protein particle complex subunit Trs33. Gene Ontology annotation, biological process: endoplasmic reticulum to Golgi vesicle-mediated transport; regulation of GTPase activity. The transcript is spliced from 3 exons. NCBI's taxonomy places the organism in Eukaryota, Metazoa, Arthropoda, Insecta, Ephemeroptera, Baetidae. Gene Ontology annotation, cellular component: TRAPP complex; cis-Golgi network; trans-Golgi network. The record is from RefSeq and is a predicted model, not a curated record. Bases 115 to 576 code for a protein of 153 amino acids.
CAACAACAACACAAACACAGUUAAAAACUGAUCAAAGAGGCUAACUUGAUUUUCUGCAAAUCUGCAUUAGCUUUCCGUUUCAAAAUCUGCUGACUAUCUAUUUAAACAGUCAAAAUGGCAGAUCCAGUAUUUUUCGAGCUGCUACACGCGCAAAUUGUAAAAUAUGUUGAGGAGCGACAGACUAAAGAUACUGACCUGUCUUCUUUGGACACGAUUGGGUUUACUUGUGGCUACAAAAUUAUCGAAAGGCUAACGAGAGAUUGGCCUAAAUUCAAAGAUGAAUUGGAAAUCGUCAAAUUCAUCUGCACUGAUUUCUGGAUGGCAGUUUAUGGAAAACAGAUCGAUAAUUUGCGAACCAAUAAUCAAGGACUGUACGUCCUGCAGGACAACAUGUUCAGAUGUCUCAACAAAAUUGCAAUCGGCAAGGAGCACCUGCAAGUGGCGCCUUUGUAUUACACCUUUACGUGCGGUCUAGUCCGUGGCUCACUCGCGAACUUGGGCGUGCACUGUGUCGUGAAUGCUGAAGUUCAGAACAUGCCUUCAGUGAAAUUCCAUAUUCAAGUGAACCGACUUUGAUAAUAUUUACGACUGUUAAGACCAUAUUAUAUAGUGACUUGAUAUGACUUUAAAAAUGUGUUAAAAUUUAAGAUUUUGUACUAUAAUUUGUGUUAAAUGAAUUCCUUUAAAUACAAAUAA